AUGCUGAAACUGGAACAGGGAGGUCCGAUGCAUACUGGAAGGUCCGUUCCGGGUUCUUCACGCAACGCCAAGACUUACCGGAUCGUUCUUUGUGCGAAGGAGGACGUGAUCAGUGACGAUCGGGUCAAGGGUGCUGUCGUCAAGAAGCCGCCGGACUUGCCCCAUGGACACCAUUGUGCUGACCCCUGUCUCAUGCUCCUCCACCUCCCCAUAACCUUUCUCAACCUUGCCUACCCUUUUCUACAACCACCACCCCCCAAUCCUAACUUUUCUGAUGCCAGGGACAUUCGGACUUUGCGUAUUAGUCGUCGCGUCCACUUUCCCGACCCCUUUAUCCCUCAUGUUUUCUAG
This is a messenger RNA of Dibothriocephalus latus, 351 nucleotides long. Lineage: Eukaryota; Metazoa; Platyhelminthes; Cestoda; Diphyllobothriidea; Diphyllobothriidae. The record is from the annotation of a GenBank genome assembly.